UUGGCGAGCGCCGAUUGGGUGGCUCGGCCUGGAUGGGCGGACGCGGAUGGCGCGGGGGCGGGCCACGUGUGGCGACCCUACAAAAAACGGUGACCUAGCCUUGGAACCCGGCAGGAGGAACUGAGCGGCUUAAGUCCGGGCUUUGAGAGAACAUGGCGGCUGUGAAGCCCAGCCUGGGCCGAGUCCUCCCUGGAUCAUCCAUCCUGUUCCUGUGUGACAUGCAGGAGAAGUUCCGACAUAUUGCAUACUUCCCCGAGAUUGUCUCUGUGGCCGCCCGCAUGCUCAAGGUGGCCAGGCUGCUGGAGGUACCCGCUGUGCUAACAGAGCAGUACCCAGCAGGCCUGGGCCCCACGGUGCCUGAGCUGGGGGCUGAAGGCCUGCGACCGGUGGCCAAAACUUGCUUCAGCAUGGUGCCUGUGAUGCUGCAGGAGCUGGACACCCGGCCCCAGCUGCGUUCUGUGCUCCUCUGUGGCAUUGAGACACAGGCCUGCAUCCUGGUGAGACCCCCCAUCACUGCAUCUUCCCUGAGCCAGAGCCCUCCAUCCUGGCAGGACCCCGUUCCUGACCUGGGACCUUCAUCCUUACUCUGGACCCCUCUCUGCCUGAACACCACCUUGGACCUCCUGGACCGUGGGCUACAGGUCCAUGUGGUGGUGGACGCCUGCUCUUCUCGCAGCCAGGUGGACAGGCUGGUGGCGCUGGCCCGGAUGCGGCAGAGUGGUGCCUUCCUCUCUACCAGUGAAGGGCUGAUUCUGCAGCUUGUGGGUGAUGCCGCCCACCCCCAGUUUAAGGAGAUCCAGAAGAUCAUCAAAGAGCCUGCCCCGGACAGCGGGCUGCUGAGCCUCUUCCAAGGCCAGAACCCCCUCUUCCGCUGAACUCCUCACCCUGAAGACCACCCUCCUGUCAUUGGGACCUCUGUGAAAUCAUUUCACCCCCAUCCUUGGCUCCCAAGAGUGGUGCAGUCCACAGGGAGUACCACCCCCCCCCGAGGGGAGGUGGAGUGCCACCUUGCCAUUGGGCCAGAGCGCCGGAAAUGCAAAUGAGACUCCAGGAAGCUGUGCGGCAGUUGGCUGAGCAGAGCUGGGGGCGGGGCUCGGCCCCGGGCCACUUCACGAGGCGGGGAGGGGCGGGGGAGGGAGUGUCACAGGCUGUGGAACCCGGACUUGCAGAAUAAACAUUGAUGUGGCUGU
Molecule: messenger RNA, 1190 nt
Organism: Zalophus californianus (California sea lion)
Lineage: Eukaryota; Metazoa; Chordata; Mammalia; Carnivora; Otariidae
Gene: ISOC2
Product: isochorismatase domain containing 2
Exons: 6
Coding region: 153-875 (240 amino acids)
Cellular component (GO): cytoplasm
Source: RefSeq, a predicted model, not a curated record